Messenger RNA from Lathyrus sativus (Indian pea), 1764 nucleotides. Lineage: Eukaryota; Viridiplantae; Streptophyta; Magnoliopsida; Fabales; Fabaceae. The record is from the annotation of a GenBank genome assembly.
AUGGCUUCGGCAAUGGAAUGUUGGUCCAGACGUGGCAGCAGCAACAAUAACAACGACGAAGACAUGGUAGAACAAGUCCUCAUGGACACCAACCACCAAUCUUCACAAUCACAACACAACAACAAAGACUCUUCCGUUAUCCACAAGAAGUUCAACAAACUCACUCGCAAUGUUUCUGAAGCUAUUGCUUCCCUCAAAAACACCCUCAAUAUCAACCUUAACCUUGAUUCUUCCAAACCCGACAACAACAACAACAACAACACUUCUCGUACUAGCAACAAUCUCGUUUGGGGAACUGUUGUUCGAAACCUUACUCAGCUUUAUCCUGGUAGCCAGCUUCCUGAGAAGCUUAUGUCCAACAUUCGUAAACACUAUGAUUCCUUGCCUCCUAGUUAUUCACAGGCGGGAUUUGAUGUUAAAGAUGUGUUUCUUCACAUCAAGUUAAUGGAGCAAGCUUUGGAAGAUUCACAGGCUGCGAUUUUGAUUGAGGAGGAGUGUGAUGGUGAGAUGCCGCUUCAGGGGUCUUUGUUCAAGUUGACAUUUGCUUGUAACUCUCCGAUUUCAUGGCCUGCAAUGUCGAGUGCGUUGGAUAGUUCCUCCAUUUGCUGCAAGAAGAUUCAGAUCUUUGAGAAGAAAGGCCUCACCCUUGGAAUUGUACUUCUACUUGUUCUUUCUGGGGCUGGUCAAGAUAACUUGGUAAGGACCCGGGUAGAAAGUGCUCUCAAGUUUUCCAUGAAGAAGCCUAAAGUUAGUGUUGUGAAGCUUCCUUUUGGGCUUUGUGGAUGUCAAGAGGAGAAUUUCAAGGGGAGAGAACGUGGAGAGAUUGAAGAAGAUUGCAGCGGUGUAUACUGUGAAAAUACGAGCCAAAAGAUUCAGCUUGAAAUGCCCUUGCCUAAUUCAUCGUUUCACGUAUCGGUAGAUGAGUGGCAGACUAUUCAGACAGAUGCAGACGAGGUACAAAAAUGGUUGUUGAACUCGGAUAGUCUAGAGUUUUUGGAACAGAUUGGUCACAAUUCCUAUAAAGGUGCCUACAUGGGGAAAAAGGUUGGCAUUGAGAAGCUUAGAGGGUGUGACAAAGGAAACUUGUACGAGUUUGCGCUUAGGAAAGAUCUCCUAGAACUGAUGACAUGUGGGCAUAAAAACAUUUUGCAGUUUUGUGGUGUUUGUGUAGAUGACAAUCACGGGUUAUGUGUAGUGACAAAAUUCAUGGAAGGUGGAUCUGUCCAUGACUUAAUUUCAAAGAACAAGAAGCUUCAGAGCAAGGAUAUUGUAAGAAUUGCAGUUGACGUGGCCGAGGGGAUCAAGUUUAUGAACGAUCAUGGUGCUGCAUAUAGAGACCUUAAUACUCAGAGGAUUCUGUUGGAUAAACAUGGGAGUGCUUGCUUGGGUGAUUUGGGUAUAGUCACUGCCUGCAAGAGCAACCAAGAGGCAAUGGACUAUGAAACCGAUGGUUACCGAUGGCUAGCUCCCGAGAUAAUCGCCGGCGACCCCGAGAGUGUUACCGAGACAUGGAUGAGUAAUGUUUAUAGUUUUGGGAUGGUAGUUUGGGAGAUGGUAACUGGUGAAGCAGCCUAUACUGCCUAUUCACCUGUGCAGGCAGCAGUAGGCAUUGCUGCCUGUGGCCUUAGACCUGAGAUCCCAAAGGAAUGUCCACAAACUCUAAAAUCUCUAAUGACAAAAUGCUGGAACAACACCCCUUCAAAACGCCCCGAAUUCUCCGAAAUUUUAGCAAUAUUGCUGCGAGCAACCAAACAACAACAAUAG